Eremomyces bilateralis CBS 781.70 is the source of this 4361-nucleotide messenger RNA. RefSeq lists its product as uncharacterized. The transcript has a single exon. Bases 99 to 4361 code for a protein of 1420 amino acids. Lineage: Eukaryota; Fungi; Ascomycota; Dothideomycetes; Eremomycetales; Eremomycetaceae. The record is from RefSeq and is a predicted model, not a curated record.
GUGCUUCUCAAGAACCUGUAUGUCUUAUCUCCCAUUUUCCAUUGCUUUCGUUUCGUUUCUUUCGUUCCUGGAUCAUUGGGAGUGUUCAAUGCGCGACCAUGGAACCACAAAACCCUUCAAAGUCCAUGAAACCCAAAAAAGAACCGAAGUCUAACCUCCUUAAAGGAAUCAUGAACAGGUUCCUAACAAAAAAGCGGGCCAAAAAGGCUCCCGUCCCAGCCAGGGUGGAGGUGGACCUCACUGCUGCGCUCCCUUCACAAGAUGACUUUCGCACCAGUUUGAUUAUGCCCAAUCUGUCUGCUCGCUUCAGCAUGUUGAGAGAGCAGGAUGAUCCGAACUCGAUGUUAGGCAAAGCGAGUGACGACAGUGUUCUGACCCCACGGCGUCAAUCCCGUCUCCAUGACUUUGGCUUCAUGGCUGGCGGUCUAGCAGACAUCGCUGAAGUCUCUUCGAUUCGCAGUGUAUCACGACGACCUCAAAUGAAUGGCCGCCAGGAGUCAUAUGCCUCCGAGGAAGGCUAUGGAACCGAUGAUAAUUCGAAUAGCGGAAGUAUGAUGAGCCGAGCAAGGCCUGGCGAGGGAAAUGUCUUAUUCGGGGGACGACAAAAAGUCUACAAGAUCCCCGUUGCGACAACUGGAUCCGACAAAAGCCUGGGAAGUUCAUCCGCAAGUAGUGGCGCAAUGACCGGUAAAGUCGUCUACGAUGAUGAUCUCAGUCUCUCUGCUUUCCAGAAACAUCGCCAGGAAGAGAGGCAACGGCAACAGGCAUUGGAAGAGUUGGAACGAACCACACUAUCGGCCAACCCCCAGAGUGACUUCGAUCGCCGAAAUACCAGCUCCUCGACAAAUUCCGGGCCUUCCAACAACCAUCGGUCGUCCACUGCUGCCACUUCGGUCAACUCUCAAACUGCAAACUCCGCAACCCCCAGUUCGCCAGUCCUUCCCACCUCCACAAAGCCAGCCCAGAUGCCAAUAGACCGGUCCAACACGAAAGCGCGCCGUCUCUAUGAGCAGGGUCUCAAUCGUGACAUGCAAGACCAGCAGUCGUCUGCCAUGAACCGCUUGAACUCCAUCAACAAGAACCCUCGAAUGGACCGCGCUAUGUCGCCUCCUAUGCUAUCCCGCAACCGGAGUCCCUCGAGCGGACCAGAGUUCCCUCACCGCGCUCUACGAUCCUUCCGUGCCGCAAGCCCCCCUCCAUCCGGUGCGCUUCCGACACCCACUUCUCUAGAACCCAUUAGAGAUGAUCCGACCCCAUCUCCUAGAUUCGGAACUCUACCACACUCCCCCCCACAAAGCCCCCUAGCUAGCGAUACCGAGGAAAUCGGCCCUCUCAACUCCGCGAUCCGUCACGGGGACCGUGGGAAAGCAACGGCGAUGGGGGCAUUCAACCGACCGAAACAGUUCAGCGAAGAACAGUAUUUGGAACGCCAGAAGCAGAUCCGGGAGACUCGCGAGACAGGGCGCGAGUCACCGAUGUUUCGACGGGACAUGUCCCCUGCCACUGGAGCAGAACGCCAGAAGCCAAUCCAGGAGACUCGAGAGCCUGGUCGCGAGUCCCCAAUGUUUCGAAGAGACUUGUCCGGCGGCGCUGGACCGGAACGCUCGAAACCUCUACAGGAGGUCCGCGAGACAGGGCGUGAGUCCCCGAUGAUUCGACGAGACUUUUCGGCACCCCCUGGGCCGGAACGACAGAAGCAUAUCCCGGAGCCCCGCGAGGUAGGGUGUGAGUCCCCGAUGCUUCGACGAGACGUGUCUGUGGGCGCUCAAGUGGAACGCCAGAAGCAGAUUCUGGAAGCCCGCGAGACUGGCCGUGAAUCACCGAUGUUUCGAAGGGAUAUAUCCGCACCCGGUGGACCGGAUCGCCAGAAGCCGAUCCAGGAGAGCCAUGCGCCAGGGCGCGAGUCCCCGAUGUUUCGACGAGACAUGUCCACAACCGCUGGACCUUUCUCGAAAAAGAACGCUGGAAACAUGAAAGCCGGCGAAUCGUCUUAUAUGCGAUCUCGAUCGGGAACUGUGGAUUCGCAGUCGAAGUUCAGCUUCGAUCAGGCAAGGCCGGCGCCAUUAAAUCUGCAACCGAAAUUCCGCGCUCAGCAGCCAACGCCUCCCCCCGAGGAGCCUCGGGAGAAGCCGCAAGAGCAGCCGCAAGAACAACCGCAAGAGUGGAGUGCGUUUUCAAUCUUCCAAAAAGCAGCCAAUCAAAUGAAGACAGCGCCCGAUGAAAAGCCUGAAGAGCCACCGCAGCCACCGAGCCCACCGACUGCUCGGACUUUCUUCAGUUCUCCUGCCGGUAGUGAUACUGAGGACGAGCCUGAACCCGUAAAACCCGCCUUUACAAGUCCAGAAGUCCCAGCAAGGCUAAACAAUAUCAUACCACGAGCUGCUCCUCCCGUCUCUGAGCAUCCAGCUCUUCGCUCCCAGCCACCGCUCGAUUUCGAGCUGGAUCCACCCCCAUUCUCGAAAUUCCUGAAAAAUGAAGGGUCAAGACCGUCAUCGCGUGCGCGUGCGUCAAUCCAGGAGGAAGCUGACAACCUUGAUUCUCCUACACUUAGGGAUAGAGAUUCGGGCGCAUUGGGUGGAAUGGUCCAGCACCUGCGCACGAGCAGCAAUGUUUCUUCCGUAUACAGCGUGCAGCCCUCAACACCGAAGCUGCCGCUAGCAGUUCAGACUGGGAAUGUUUCGGGUGUAACCAACGACUCCCGUGCUGGUACUCCUACGCAUUCAAGCUACAGCCCCUCAAAUCCCUGGGAUCUUGAGGAUCUUGAUCGUGCGUACUUUGGUGAAGCGGACAGCUCGGGCGUCAGCCCUAUCGAAAUGCCCAAAUCGAAAGCUGGUGGCAAAGCUCUGAACGGAUUGGAUGCGCAGAGGGGGUACAUGCAGUCAUCGCUUCAGACAGUCGAGCCCACUUGGGAGCAGGAAUUGAAGACGAAACACACUCGAGAUGCCAGCACCGCGACGGCCCAUGAGCGAGAAGCAUUUGCAAACGAAUUGGAGCAGAGGAAGAGGGCGAUACAGGAGAACUUGCGCAGCAAAGUUGCCAGUACUAUGCUAGAUUCUGAUAAAGACCGAGGACCGAGUCAGCUGCCUGGGAUCAACAAGGUCUUCGGCACACUCCGGUCUAAGACCAGCCGCGAUUCGAUGAACAAGGCCGUGGACCCCUCGACAAAGGCAAUGAAGAUGCUUGGAAUUACUGUAAAUCCGAACGCAAGCACCUCAGCGCUGCCGAGCAUCAAGGAUGGGAAGCCAUAUGGAUUCGACUACACGAAGUCGGAAUCGAAUCUGGAGAAAAUGGAAUCAAGACCGUCACGACCAGGCACGCGGCAAGCAAUCCACGAGGCUGAGGAGGAGAGCCACUUCAAGAAUCAGUCACCGCCAAUGUCGUCGAAAACUUCUGCAAGGAAUCGAUCGAGCUCGGAGGUCUCGAGCGGUCGUUCACGAAGCCGCCCGCCAGGAAGAUACAGGGACGACCUGGAGAAGGCUAUGAUGGAGGGAACCAGUAGCCGUGCACACAGCAUGUUCCCCGUGGACGAACCACCGACCAUCCCAGAAUUGGAACAAACAAUUCCCGAUCUUCCAUCUUUUGCUCCAAGUGGAAUGCGCAAUGGCCCUGCCCCUGGUAGCCCCGGCUAUUUCAACCAAGGCUCUCCCCAUCUGCAGGCUAGCGGAAGUCCCUCCCUUGGUUCAUCACGACCCUCUCCUGGAUUCUCGUCAACUAUGUCAAAUGGCAUGCCUUCACCUGCUCUCUCAGGCCGUCUAGGGUCGGCGUCGCCUGCACUCAACCCGUCUCGUCCCUCGCCGAUGGCAGCGCCCUACUCCGCCCACUCCACCCCUCCAGUCUCCAACUCCACUACUCCCGUCGCUCCCAGCUUCGAAUCCACCUUUCGCCAAACCACCACCAGCCGCCCCCGCAAGCGCUCCAUCCUGAAAUCCAACAUUUCCGAACCUAAACUCCUCUCUACCACCAAUAACAUCGACACCGUCGCCCUCCCCGCCGGCGCGUCCCUCGCCAACGGCAUGAACGAACUCGACCCGCCGCCUCUCCCCCCCAUCAACCCACGGAGACGCCGCUUCGGCUUCGGCCGCACGGCCGGAGACGCCACGCCUCCUGACAGCGCCCGCACCAGCCCGCCGGGGACCAGCUACGCGGAUGGCGGAGUCGGGAUGGCGUACAGCGCCGACGAGCAUGAGAGGGGGACCCAAUCAGUGAGUCGGUUGCGGAAAGUCACGAGCGAGGGGUGGGGACUGAACGGGCAUGGACGGAUUGGACAGGGACAAAGAGCCAAUGGCCACCCGCCGGCGAUGCCGGUGUUUGGGGGCAAGCGAGGGCCUAGUCCGCCGAGGGUGGUGAACGGGAUGUUCUAA